CUUGUCUGUCUAUGCACACACACACACGCAUGACCCCGCUACUCGACAAACUCCUUCUCGAACCACUCACGCGUCUCAUCCCGCGUCCCGGCGAACGCCACCUCACUGCAUCAGUCCAUCCAGCAACCACCACGAUGACCAUCCAUUGCGCCACAAUUGUAAGUCCUGCUUACGUGCGGCAGAAGGGACUCAGUAGCUUGGGGUCGUCGGCCAGUUUGGGGGGCGGCGGCUGCCCGUCAUCCUCUAGCCUCUUGCGUGCCGCCCUCACCCUCGCCACGUCGGCUUGCCACUUGGCUCGGUGGUCGUUGUAGCAUUCACGGCACAUCCGCAGCUCGCGACACGGCAUCACCUUGAUGAUGGCCGCCCGCUCGAAGCAUAUGCCGCACUCGGGAUGAGACGUAGAACUGACGUGAAGAUGAGAGACCCACAGGCAAUGUACUGGUGCCCUUUCCUCUCUCUCUCUCUCUCUCUGCCCACCCUCACCUCUGGCUCGCCGCGCCCGUGCUAACAGUGGAUGGGACAGCAACAGCAGCACUAGAGUUGGCCGAGGGAGCAGCAGAUGAUGCACUGGCGCCCCCCAUGCUCACAAUGGGGAAUGACGGCGGCUGGAUCAUGGCCGGUGGCGGCAGAAUGGGCACACCGAGACCGCGACCCACUCCACGAGACACGACAGCCCCAGCAGAGCUACGCGAGCCACCAUUGACUUCUGUCUGUGCUGAUGCGAUGGGUGGAUGCAGGGGCGAGCGAUGUGGCAGGGGGAGAGGGACGGGAGGGGCGUUGUGGCGGCCGUCACUCACUGACGAUUGAGAGGACGGUGGGCGAGUCGACACCGAUGAGGGAAUGGAUGACAGCGAUCUGAACAGACAGGCACCAAACGAGAUCUCAAGCAGGCCGGCGAGAGUGGAACCAUUUCCUUCUCGGCCUUACCUGUCGUUUGGUUUGUCAGCUUUGUCCGUCUGCUGCUGCUGUGCGUAGCCGCCCUGCAGUGCUUUGUUGCCUCCCCUGGUGCCCCUCUUGCUGCGGCCGACUGUGACGAACCCAUCGCCCUCACCACCGCCAUCCCCCACUCCUUGCUGCCGCCCACCGCCGCCCCGAACCGACCCAGAGGGGCCGCCAGACACAGCCGACGGCAUCGGUGCAGACGAUGAGCAUGACGGUUGGGGAGGGGAGAGGGGCGACGGGCUGGAGAGACCAGGGAGACCAUGAUGCUCUUCCAUGUUCUCCUCCUGCUGCUCGCUGUGAUCUUCCGCCGUGUCGAUGCCACCACCACCGCUGUCGAUCGGCACACACACAGAUGAUCGAUGGGCUGAGUGAGGUGAGGCCCUUUUCCCAUUUCACCUGGAUGAUGAUGCCGCCUGUUUGGUGCUGUUGGCUCCCUCGCCGCCCUUCUUGGCCUUGGACUUCUUCUUGCCGCCCUUACUGCUGGUGUUGGUGUUGGUGUCCUUGCCCUUCUGCUGUGUGUCGCUAAUGCCCAACUCGGCUGCCAGCAAUGCGUCGGCCCGCUCGUUGGCCGCACUCUCAAUCUCGUCAAACAACUCCAACAACUGACACACAACACACAAAUUGACAUCGACACGGACUGUGUAAGCCGCCAUGUGUGGAUCAUUUCCCACCUCCUUGGGCACUGCUAUCUGCUGCUGCUGCUGGUGGUGUGCCUUCCGUCGCCCCUUCGGCUGCUGUCCGGCCGCCCGCAUGGUCUUGACAGAUUCGUCCUGCAGGAUGGCCUGCGUGACGGUGUUGGGGCGGAAGCCGCCCCUCUUGCCGCCCACGCGAUCGCACAGCUGCACAGUCAGACACACAGGGAAUUGCAGACAUCGACAAGUGCAAUUGGACAAGUGUGUGCGUGUAUCCGUACCUGACGAGUGCACGGAGGGUUCGGACGGCGAAGCCUAUGAAGCUACCCAGCUCGUGCUGGCUGAGGUGGUCCUUGAUGCAUGCGAGAGCCAGCUGGCACACAGCUGCGUGCAGGCCGUCGCGCAACUGCGAUCUGGGGAUGAGCGACACACAGUGCAUGAGCACACGGACAGAAGACACACUCAUGAAUCCUUCCAUCCAUCCCCCACCCGUCCUGACCUUGGCGCGAGCGUCAGUGAGGUCGUCUGCGGGCCCCCCGACGAUGUGCGGAAGGCUGGAUGCACAGAAGGCCGAAUCGGUACCGCCGUGCUUGACAACGUUCGAGAGGAGAGAGAUGCAGCCAGAGAGAUAUACCUGGUCCCGAUACCCACAGGCUGUCAGCAUCCAUACAUACACUGAUGGAUGCAAUGGGACAGACCCAUGCCCCAUCCCACCCUCACCGGCCAGCACGAAUAAGACCGGAAGGGCGCUCGCGUACGUACGCCCCACCCCAUCGGCGAAUCGCGUCACAUAGUCGCCGGUCAAGCAAGUCGCCACAUAGGCCUGCAGCGUGGGAACAUGCAUCUGCGGUCACACGGCGUACGGUCCCAUUAGUCAUCGUACCUCCAAUGCCUUGGGAACUCUCAUGAGACGCUCGGCAGGCGACUCAGCUGCAUCAGCAACGAAGGAGAAAAAGGCCCAGAGCCCGAAGA
Messenger RNA from Vitrella brassicaformis, 2546 nucleotides. NCBI's taxonomy places the organism in Eukaryota, Vitrellaceae. The record is from the annotation of a GenBank genome assembly.